GCAUGUCGGUGUUACGGCCGCUGGACAGGCUGCCUGGCCUGAACACGGCCACCAUCUUGCUGGUGGGCACGGAGGAUGCUCUUCUGCAGCAACUGGCCGAUUCGAUGCUCAAGGCGGACUGCACCUCAGAGCUGAAGGUCCACUUAGCAAGGUCCCUCCCUCUGCCCUGCAGCGUGAAUCGGCCCCGGAUUGACUUGAUUGUGUUCGUGGUCAACCUGCACAGCAAACACAGCCUGCAGAGCGUGGAGGAGUCCCUGUGCCACCUGGACGCGGCCUUCUUCCUGGGGAAGGUGGCCUUCCUCGCCACGGGGGCUGGGCGGGACAGUCACUGCAGCAUCCACCGGAACACCGUGGUGAAGCUGGCCCACACCUACCGGAGCCCCCUGCUCUUCUGUGACCUAGAGAUAGAAGACUUCCGCGCCGCCAUGGCGCAGCGCCUGGUCCGCCUGCUGCAGAUCUGCGCAGGCCACGUGCCCGGCGUCUCGGCCCUGAACCUGCUGUCCCUGCUGAGGGGCUCCGAGAACCCCUCCCUGGAGGACCUGUGA
Messenger RNA from Budorcas taxicolor (takin), 545 nucleotides. RefSeq names its product centromere protein M (gene CENPM). The record is from RefSeq and is a predicted model, not a curated record. NCBI's taxonomy places the organism in Eukaryota, Metazoa, Chordata, Mammalia, Artiodactyla, Bovidae. The transcript is spliced from 6 exons. Bases 3 to 545 code for a protein of 180 amino acids.